UUCUUCAACGGUAGUGGGCCCCGCUGCCCCUAACCGAUACGCCCACGCUACCGUCUCUACCUACAUUCGAUUUGUCUUAAUCCGGGCGGCUGGAGGCUGUUUGCGGUUGCGAUACAUUAUUUCAGCAGGCCGGGACUCGUCCGUGCCAUCUACUCUUAAUUUCGAUUCGUCAGUUUUAAUGUCUUCAUCUUUCAGCAUGCUGCGGCCCCGUGUCCUGGCCGCCGGGCUGGGCGUUGCCGCUCUCUUGGCGACAGCGGCGAUCUUGGCCCUCGAGGUGGCCAUCGCCCAAGCUCUAUGGCCAUUGGCGUUGCAGAUCAGAGUGGCCGCCGUUGUCGCUUCGGCGUGGCAAGCAACCAUGCUCAUCAUUUUGGCCGUCUUCUUAGCUAAGGCCAUGGGGCCUGUCAAAGACUACGGCUCGAGAAAACCCAACGGUGCUUGGUUCGCGUUGGGCGUCGUCGCGAGCGUACUAGCGUCAGCCGCGUGCGUCGUGAUGUUGGUCUUAAUGGGGAAAGAGGAGGACCUGCCGGAGACGCUUUUCCGACUUCCACCGGUGAACUUCCUGAUCGGGUCCGCCAUUGCACUCGUCUCUGCCUUCGUAGGGCAGCUUACCUUUAUUGUCGUCUACUUCGUUGUCCACCGGCUAUCCGACUCAGAACAUACACUGUCUCUUCACACCAACGACGAUAGCGCCCGCACGCCGCCGAUUCGUGUUAAAUCCGUCCCGUAUAGUCGAACGACGCCCGCUACUAGUCAGAUCAAGAUGCAGCAACGGAUGUCGAUGGACUACUCAAGCCGGCCCGGAUCAAGCGGCAGCCGCUCGGUCGCGGAGACCAUGAGCUCCAUUCGUACCUCGAUUAGCCACGUUGUGCGCCCAUCGGGAUCGAGGACUAGAUUAUUAUCUUCUAGUUCGAAGCCCGGUCGCCGUCCCCCUUCUACUGGUUCGGGCGGUUAUCGGGAGCGAUCGAGCCUAGCCGAGGACGGGUUCGAUUCCUGGGAUACUUCCUCGGUUGACCCUCAAAACCGGCAGACCGUUCUGGAUACCACCAACCUGACCAUCCGCUCCCGCUUUUUGGAAACGAUCCCCGCGAGCCCGACGACAAGCCGGAGUCCGAGCCCCGGCUGCCCGCUGGAUCUCGAGCCUCCCAAGCGCAGCCGCAGAAGCCGAAGUUACAGUCCCGUUCCCAGAGCGCAGCAGGAGCGGAGCAUGACCACGCUAGUACAGCCGGGCGAACUUCACAUCCACCCGCUUUUCCGAUCCGACUCGCCCGCUCCGCCAGCAGCGACGCCGGGGACGAUCGUAGUCGCGGCACCCAAUGCGGGGCAAACAAUCUCGGAGAAGUCCCUCACCCGGAUGCGAAGUGGCAGCCUGCCUACAGGGCCAGUAUCCCUAAGUCGGCAAGGGAGCUACGAUAGCUUCCGGAAAACGCCGAGCCCCAACACGGAGCGCAUUCGUUCGGAGGACCUGGCUGCAGAGCGGCAGAUGACGCCCCCGAUUCCCGAGUGGAUCCUGAGCUCCGGAUCCAAAACCAGUCUGGCCGACUAUCAGACCAAGGGACAGCGGGAACCGGGAACAGCCGAGUAGCUGGACCCGGCAACACAUGAAUGAUGACGAACAACAUGUAUGACUUGUUACUGGCUUUUUUUUCUUCUUCUCUUUACGACACGACCAUACGGUAUCUGUAGUUUAUCAGGCGGGCUUGGGAGGCGGAUUAUUCCGGGGGCUACUCGGAAGAUACUGGGAGAUACCAUUGUGCUUUAGCGUGGCGUUGCGUUACAUCCUAUCCGACAGCGCUCGGCACUGGGGAGGGAGGGAGCGGGAAAGGGGUCCAUGUAAAUAUACCGUCAUUCUCCCUCCCGUGAGGGAUGUAAAGGAUGUAAAGGGGAGAGGCGGCGGGAGAUGCCUAAAGCUAGUCCCAAGAGCACCCAGAGCAAAAUAAAUAAGUAAAACUACG
Messenger RNA from Durotheca rogersii, 1952 nucleotides. RefSeq lists its product as uncharacterized. The record is from RefSeq and is a predicted model, not a curated record. The transcript has a single exon. NCBI's taxonomy places the organism in Eukaryota, Fungi, Ascomycota, Sordariomycetes, Xylariales, Xylariaceae. The coding region runs from base 179 to 1582 and encodes 467 amino acids.